AUGGACUUUAAAGUUACCGACAAAUUGUUAUCUCAUUGUGUUGUGUACACAAUCAACAACACUAUCGCUGAGAGAGAUAAAAGUAAUAAUAAAAGAAGUGCAGUUGUUACUCUCAAAACACUUGAUGAAAAUUUACAACAGGCUGUACCUACAGAAUAUGAAAUUAUGAUGCACCAAUACAGUACAUUGCUCGAGUUUCUUUUAUCAAAAAACCAAAGUAAAAAGUACAAAGAGUGGAUUUAUGAAGUCGUGACAAUAAAUCAGUAUAAUCAAGAUUCACGUCGACUGAAAAACAGCUUAACGCGUUUGCAGACACACAUUCCAUUCAGCGAGCGCUUGUUUAUCAUUUACCAAAAUGAGGCUCCAGAAGUGACCGAUUGUGAUGUAAAGCUUUUAACAAACUCUAUACUUGCAUACUACAAGGAAGCUUAUUUGGAAUUAGAUGAAAUAUACAAGACGAGAAGGGAAAUCAGGAACAAGGUUAACAUCGCAAUUAAAAGAGCGUUUUUUGAGCUUGAUGUUUCGGUUGAACUCGUUAGGUCAUCACAUACCGAAUUGGACUUUGCAGAUGAUUUUGUGAACAUGGGAAUUAGGUUUCCUCCCUAUAAUGGAACAGAGGCGGAUGACUACGCUCAAUACAGAAAAAAACAUGAGCGGUUGUAUAAUAACUCUUACAUAUCUUGGUAUUUAGAAAAAGUUGGUAUGAUUGAUGUACAUCCUGAAAACCAAAAAUUUAGCAAGAGUUGCGUGUUUGUUGAUCCUUCGGGUCUAACUUGUAAAUUACUUGUUGAUGACGGCAUGUUAUUUGAAAGAGAAGAGCUUUUCAAAGAGUACUUAAAGCUGGAUGAAAGAAUCAGGCCUUUAAUACGUGCUAUUUUCUACUUCGCAACUUGUCAAAAACUUAACAAAUCUGCGCAUGAUGGAUUUCUGACCAGCUAUUCAUAUAUUGUCAUGAUCCUUUAUUUUUUGAUGAAAAAAUUAAAUUAUCCUGUUAUUCCAUGCAUUCAAGAUAACUCUAUUACUUGUAAUUUUCCUGAAUGCCUCCAUAAGAACAACGGAAAAACUAUGACAAGGGUUUUUGCUAAAAAACUCAGAUUCAUUCAGGUUCGAUAUCAUACAUGUGUCUCGAUCAAAAAGAAGGAUGAAUCCCAUGAAAUAGCAGAAGAUAAAAAGACUAUUUGGAUAAGCGAAAAUACUGAUGAUCUAGGGACUCUCCUAAUCAAAUUUUUUGACUUCUACUCAACAAGAAAGCAUUUUUCACCAGUUUCUAUUUCUAAAGCCUCUAACAUUUCGGAAAGAUCAUUUUCAAACCAACCCGCCGAAAUUCAAGAUCCUUUUAUUUCAAUACUUUACUACUUAAUCACCCAAGUUGCAGUUGCUGAUAAUAUUCUAAGGGCUGGGUGUAAAUCAUAUGCUUUAGAUAUCACGAUUGACAAAUUUAUCCAUGCCGCAAAUUUGCUGAAGUCGGGACAUAAGUUCCAGGACAUAUGUCAGAUAUAA
This is a messenger RNA of Mucor mucedo, 1500 nucleotides long. RefSeq lists its product as uncharacterized. Bases 1 to 1500 code for a protein of 499 amino acids. Gene Ontology annotation, molecular function: nucleotidyltransferase activity. The transcript is spliced from 5 exons. Gene Ontology annotation, biological process: RNA 3'-end processing. NCBI's taxonomy places the organism in Eukaryota, Fungi, Mucoromycota, Mucoromycetes, Mucorales, Mucoraceae. The record is from RefSeq and is a predicted model, not a curated record.